CUCCCGCUCGCGCUCCAUGGUCCCAGGCUAGGAAGCGGCCUGCAAAAGCCACGACUACUAGGUAGUUCUAAAUCUUUGGCUCUGGAGUCCCGGGGACGGGAUAAUGGCAGACGACUUUCCGCCUCGUGCGGAGACUCCAGUGAGCCCAUUGUACUCAGCCUUCCCUCUUCCAGCUUCGCGAGUGUCCAGUCUUCAAACACAACGACUAUCGAAUCGCAGCGAUGGACUCGCCAUGACAACCAUGACUUCGCAGAGCUCGCGGCGUCAAGCGAUGUCUCCCAGCCCUAGUAGCAUCUCCAUCUCCAGCUUCUCCACCUCUUCGGCAGUGCACCAACCCGCGACACCUACGAAUGUCUACCCUCCGCCCGCGUAUGUCGCCUCCUUUGGCGCAACGCAGGCGGUCAGCGAGAGAAAGCGCCGCUUCAGCGAUGACGAGGAUGAUUACGAUAGUACCGCCGCAAAGCCAGCGCGCGAAGAUGUGCACUUUUCCGUGGCUUCGCUUGCGCUCCUGAAUGGGUUUCUGGAUCAAUUGCUGUACAGCAUCUUGCUCCACGCGCGUUCCACGACUCUCACAGCGCUACGACCGGCCGUGACUGAAGUGCUCAGAUCUCGGCUAGCCAGCGAGGCCAUUGAAAGUGCCGAGGAGGAGCUUUCCGAACUGCUAGCUGGUGGCGCAGAAGAGGAGGAGGAAAUGAAUCAAAGGCAGAGCUCCUCGGAGCGUACGCGGAACUGGGACACUGAGCUUGUGUGGAAGCGUACGCGUCUGAGAGUCAUGGUGUACACUCGUCUGGGAGAAAUGGAGGACGAUAACGAAGAGCGCUAUGUACGCGAAGACGAGCUCUUUCAGACUGGCGAUCAUCGUUUUUCAUCCUCUGCAGGUCUGGUGCCCUGGGCUGCUGCCAUAUUCCUGACCUCCGUACUAGAGUAUGUGGCCGAACAGCUGCUUCAGGUCGCUGCACAGGCUGCUGACACCCGCGCACGACGUCUCGGUCGUCAUCCGCAUCUGACGAGAUCAGCUUCCGACUUGGUGACACCCGAGGACGGCGAUUAUCUGAUAGUGGAGGAGCAUGACAUGGACCGUCUAGCACUGCAUAAAUCCGCCGGCCGAUUGUGGCGCACGUGGAAAAAGACUCUACGCAGCACUGCCGUCGUAUCCCCCUUGUCUCCAGACCACACGAACGGCUUCGCCUCUCGCGGUGCGAGCAAAUAUCACAUCAAUGGUACUGCGAUGAGCCCUCCCGAGUCAGUGGAUGGGUCGCAACCUGCUUUCAGACUCCCGGAAGACGAUCGGGACGUCUCUGAAGGGACUGACGAAGACGAAAUUCGUUAUCCGGAGUAUAUUCUGGCAGCGAAUAUUCCUUUGCCGAUGGAGGACGAGCAGCGAGACAUUGACGAGAUUCAGUACGCUGAAGAUGUUCUGGCGGCCAACAUUCCACUUCCAAUGGAAGCCGGAAGACGAGAUAUCGAGGAAAUCCAGUACCCGGAAGAUAUUCUUGCAGCCACCAUUGCACUGCCGAUGAAAUCCGAAAAGCAGGAUAUUGACGAGAUCGAGGUACCUGGUUUGGCUGGGGACCCCGAGGCAGCUGACAAGCUCCAGCUUCCAGAAGUGCCACUACAUCGAAGAAGAAGUAGCUGGGCAGGCUUGGUGCCCCUCACAACUAACACCAGCAACGGUAAGACCGUACCGACGUCCAGAGAGGCUGGCAUGGCAUCUGCCCACACGCCUAUUCCCGAGCAGGUCCCAGAGCCUAGACGAAUGUCAUUGCGAAGAGCUCGCUCGUCUUCUUUGCCCAUGCUGCUGUGUGCGACGAAUGCACAUACCCGCGACGAACCGCAAGAGGUGACGGGAGCUGCAACUCGGCAGGUCCAGCCUGAGCGGAAAGUCAAUGCUACGGAAGGAGCUGGAGGCGCACCGAAUCGUGCGGCUGUACCAAAGAACGACGAUGUGGUGGCCGAUGCCCAUCAUAGUGCCGACAGCGCCGAGAAGACGCUACAGAACAGCGUAUCCAAAGCUGAGUCCGGGUCAGUGGCUCCUUAUGCAGCCGGUGUCGCGUCCGCCGCUACUGGUUUAGCACACAGGAUGCCGAGUGGGGAGCGUACCGAGGGCAAAGAGCAGCAUAUUGAGAAUAGCGAGGGGAUAGUGAAGAGCAGCGAGUCCGAAGCAACGGUGGAGCAGCCCAACACGCCGCUAGGCGAUGGGAGGGAGAGCCAGAAAGCCCUGAAGGAUCUGAUGUGUGGGAGCGUCCCCACUGGGCAGAUGCUCAAGCGCAGGUCAAUGGGGACGCUGCAGCUGCAGCUGGGGAGCGAGGAUGUCCCUCGAAUGGCGAAGCGAAUGUCGUUAACACAGGCCGUUCUGGUUCGUCGAGCGUCGUCGAAGGACCUCACGACGAGGCCUUGGGCCGGAGACAACACUGGCAGAGGCGACAUGCCGGCAGUCGACGCACCGCAAGGCAGUUUCUCAGAACCAUAUCAAUCACAAGGGAGCACAGAGGAGCGGAUUGCGAGAAUCGGUGUUGCGCGGGCAUCAGGCACGGUCGUGUCAACGCCUACGGAAGGAGAGCCUGCGGAGGGAUUAUAUCAUGCAAGGGAUGGCUUCACGCCUCGUCGGCAUUCUCGCGUCUUGCUCAGCGAUUCACCUGUGUCGUCGACGUCUUCGAACAAAUCCAGUCCGCCAAUGCAGCAAGAGGACGACGAUGCUACACCAACACUUAGUCCGGAGUCAUUCUUGCAAGGCCGAUCGCUUUCUGCGAAGAACAUGAGCCGGGUUCAGAAGCUCGGCCUCGACGUCUCACACUCUGCUCAUAAUCAAGCACGAUCUCCCGCACCAAUGUCGCCCAUCCGCGCCAGCGCGGCUGACAGUCUUGCGACUGUGCAAACACCAGUCAGUCCAGUCUCGGACAGGACACCUUCACCAUGGCGACAAUUGUCCACAGCAGCCAUCAAAGAUCCCAUGCAAUUGGCUCCGGUGUUGAAGAAGCCAUCGUCGUCGUCGGAGUCGAUGGGACCAGUGCAAGAACAUCCCGCUCUGCAGAAGAUGGCCACGAGGAGCCAGGCUUCACUCAAGGAGCCAGAAAGCUCACAACCACUAACCAGUGCAAGCAUUCGAGGGCCUGAGGACUUCGAGAUGUUUGUGCAAGGCGGCGACACAGUCAAGUACACACUCACACCUGAGAGCGUGAGGGGUGAUCCGUCACCCACCGAGGCCGUACCUUACCUGAAGACUACUCGUAGCGCCGAAAGGGUCGCUCCGUCUUCCACCAAACAGCCCUCAACUGAGGACACUCGACCAGGAAGAACCCAAACUGCGAAACAGGUCACUGCAGCGGAUGCAGAGGCAGGUGCUGCUCGUUCAUCGACCAGCAGCAAAGACAAAAGGAGGUCGGUCAGCCGACCUCCAAUAAGGAAUACCAGUACGCAUAGGAAGAGUGGUUUGAUGGCCCGUGAGCCACAAGUUCAGACAGAAUCUAUCAGAGACUUUGCAGACUUCAUCCGGUCGACUGGCCCAGACAAGGAACCAGAGAUCCGACCACUGCUUAGCCAUCGCUCGACCACAUCGCUAAAGGCUCUUCGAGACGCACACAGUAGUGGCGGCGGCUCACGUGCGCAAGCUCCUGGUCCGUCGCGUGCGAGAAGCAUGAGCAGAUCACAUAUCGAAGCUGAAGACCUUCCCCCUGUGCCGGCGGUGCCUCCAGUGCCCGGAUACAAUCGAAUCAGAAGCAACAUGCAGCCCCGAGUCCCCGUCCAGACUAGAGAGGAUGGGACUUCUGAGCUCAUCGACUUCAUCAGAACUGGGCCAACUUACUCAGACGCUGCUGGUGACGACAGACAGCACCGCAUCUCUCGAUCUGUAGCACCCUUCAGGACUACUAUGGACUCGGAGCAUAUGAUGGAUUGGGGCGAGAGAUACACAACGCAACCAGACCUCAGGAUCAACACCAACGUCGCAGACAUCAACCAGGAGCCGAGCGUGCGCAGUGCUCAGUCUUCCCAUAAUUCAUACCGGACUUCUGCGAACUCCCGUUCUGCGCUACUGAACCACAGUGCCAGUGGAGGCCAAGAAAAUGCACAGCCUGUAUACACGGAGCACCCAGUACGACUGACUUCGGUGAUGCCGAGAUCAGUACCGCAAGGCUAUUCAUCCCCGAGUGAUUCGAUGAAAAAGACCCGCGUACGAAACAAAGAUCCGUAUGCCAUCGACUUUGAUGACGACGACGACGACGAUGAUCUACUGACGGCCUUGCCCAGAAGUAGGCAACGUGAGCAGGAGAGUUUGAUGGACUUUCUGCGUAACAGCGAGCCCCCCAAGAGUGCAAAUACCUCCUCUCCCAUGUCUCCCGAUUCUCUGCGACAAGGCAACGGACCGGGAUCCUCUGGGCUCAAGACGUUUGGUCCCAACGGAGGCAGCCUUGGGCGGACAGGCCCGAUGCAAAGCGGAAAUGGUCCACAGUCGGCUGGGUUUGCCCGAAGCACUCGCCCUAUCGGCAUUACCACCACUGCUUCUGGCCCGAUCUCGAAACCUCCCUCCAACUUCUCAGCCCGAGAUCGCGACGCUAAUUAUACCGGGCCGGGUGGCACGAGAGACCUCGCUGACUUCUUCCGAGGUCCUGGACCGGCUCCGGGAUCUACUGAGUCCGACCCUCGGCAUGUACAGAGACGAGGCAGCAAAACGUCGUCAAUGGCCACGAGCAAAGCAAGCAUGACGAGCUCGUUGAAGAGGAGUAAAUUGAGCUUUCUCGGUGGCGGCAUGAGCAGCAUAUUUGGAAGAAAUGGAAGCCGAAAAGCCAUGAUUGACGCGUGAGGCAUCACAUUGAAAUAUUGAAUAUACGACGCGAAGGGACAAAUGUACGGCUUUGGCGUUCCAGUCCCGGAUGAGCAUGCGCGAAGCAUCAAACGCAAAGGCGCUUGGGGGGGGAGGAGGAGGAUACCUGUCUAUGAAUGAAUACCGGGCACCAGAACCAACAAUGAUACCAUCUAAUUUUUAUAUGUCUGCAGAUAGGAGAACGAGCGCGUUGCGACACAGGCACGGCCAGAUCAUUGUAUAUAGUUGUGUAAUCCGAUCAAGGUGUAAUAAUCCC
Messenger RNA from Sphaerulina musiva SO2202, 5075 nucleotides. RefSeq lists its product as uncharacterized. The transcript is spliced from 2 exons. NCBI's taxonomy places the organism in Eukaryota, Fungi, Ascomycota, Dothideomycetes, Mycosphaerellales, Mycosphaerellaceae. The record is from RefSeq and is a predicted model, not a curated record. Gene Ontology annotation, molecular function: protein heterodimerization activity. The coding region runs from base 104 to 4798 and encodes 1564 amino acids.